This is a messenger RNA of Penicillium atrosanguineum, 588 nucleotides long. RefSeq lists its product as uncharacterized. The record is from RefSeq and is a predicted model, not a curated record. The transcript is spliced from 2 exons. Bases 1 to 588 code for a protein of 195 amino acids. Lineage: Eukaryota; Fungi; Ascomycota; Eurotiomycetes; Eurotiales; Aspergillaceae.
AUGGAACAACAGGUCAAGUUUCAAGAUAUCAUCGGCCCGAAUCCGACUUUCGUGGGCCAGUCUGGUACAUUCCCGAAAGAAAGUGGCGUGGCCUCAAUCUGCUCGGGAGUCAUGAUAUCUCCGCCAUGCGUGAGGUACUUGGCAUGCCUCAAGCAGUCCUGGGCUCGUAUCUCGGUUUCCCGAUUUGGAAUGCUAAAAGCUGUCGAACGAAACAGUGCUCUUUUCCUCUACCUAAGUUUCCCCGUUUCUUAUGAGUCUGGGCUUGAUCAGAUUCUUCGCUUCGUGGCCCACAUAGAAAUAUAUAGUCCAACCAAGACCAUCCGCGUACAUUACGAUUCAGCUGACAUAAAGGGGCCACCAGUCACACUACACAUUGCGGAAACUAUCGAUGGCACCUAUAAGGAGACAACCCUUCGGAAGACUUACGAGGACCCUUACACAUCGGUAUUGAAGGAAAUUUACGCAGCCGUCGUAGAGGGCAAGAAUAUCAAAACCACCGCCAAGGAUGCAAGGAAAGAUCUUGAGAUUUUUGGCAUGAUUAUGAGAUCUGAAUUACCUACCAUCGAUGAUAAUGUUAGCGAGACAUAG